AACCAAGCAUGACAGCAGUUGUGUUGCAAACAAAACAUGAAUGACAUGAGUUAUUAACCUAUAUUGUGGCAUUCGAAGGACAUAACAUGAAUGGAUAUUUGUAUUGUAACCGAAUUAUUUAAAAAACAACAACAAAAUACCAAACAUUUGCACUCAACCGUUUUUUCUGACAUUUUCAGUGAUUUUUGGAUAAAAACCUUCCCUACCAGAGUGGUUCAUGUCAAACUGUAACGUUUAAGAAUUGGUACAAAUUAUAAAAUAAGGACUGAUUAAUGCUGAAAAAAUGCAUGACCUUGUCAUGCGCAACAACAUGGUUCACAAAUGAUAGUGAUCUGGUGAACUAUGAUCACGAAUUUAUGCAGUUUAAAUAAAACUGUAAUGUAGUUGGAUUUCAUUGCAGUUGUAAAGUUUUUAUUAUAAAUCCUCAUUUUGACUUACUAUUCAAUACCCAAAUAUCUAUCAAAAGUGAAAUAUGACAGAGGUCGCUCCAAGGGGUCAAAUGGGCCCUGGCCCGGCAACGAUGCCUGCAGUUUCCUGGUAUGAGUUUCUUCUCAACGAUAAACUGCUGGAAGAACAUCUUGAUCAGGAAAAACCAGAUCCAAGUCCUGUACAGUUAAUACAACAGUUUCUACAAGAGGCAGAGUCUAACGCUGGUGGUAGUGACACGCCUGCCUCCUCUCACCCUGGGGCUCUUACCCCACCCCUUACACCACCCAUUUCAUCACACAGUACCCUGGGAGAUCCCGUAGAGCAGAAUGAUCCAUCUAGACAGAAGCCAGUGACCCCUCCACUCCCGACUGGUGAGAGUAAGAAGACCCGGGCACUGAGAAUGCUGGCGUUACGAGUGGCCGCACAUCUUCACUGGAACCUCAAUACAAUCAUGAAGGGUUUGUCAGUACAGCAGGUCCACAGCCUGCUCACAGAGCUUCUCAAGGUUACCAUGGAGAUGAGCCCAGACGCGGCCAAGUUUACCGAUCUCCACUUUGACGUUCUCACUCCUGAGGCCAUCUUUGCUGCUCAACUCUACCACAGAUGGGCAAUACUUACUCUUGUAAAACACAGCUUUCCUACAAAACCAGUCAAAACCUUUAUGACAGUGCAAGGCCAGCAGGACCCUGUAACCACAAUGCUGCAGACGGAGUCACUCAUCAGUAAUUUACGUGAGAAGGCUGGUGUAUCAGUUGACAACCUGCAGCGUUGUGUACAGUGUGGCCGCACCCUGAGAAUGCCUGUUCUCACCUCCAUACCCGUGCCCACAGAGUUAAAUGACUCCCCAGAGUUUACUUGGGACAUCGCCACAGAAAUACUGCCUGAUGAAUAUAUAUGUCAGCUGUCGUACGACCUUGGCACAUAUUUCUUCUACCAGGAGUCGUACCACCAGGCCCUUGAGAUGUUCAGGGAGUGCAAGGAUCUCUCCAAACAUAUGAAGAAGCCGGAGUACUGUCAUGUACAGGAGCAGCGAUUAAACGGCUACUUUGUGGCGUGCAGAACAUUGAAGGAGUCCUCGGCUAAGCUUAGUGCCAAGCCAGAAAGCUUGUACCGGAGAGCUGAAUCUGCAAGGAGAAAUACAUACAGGGGUCUGGUGGACCUCCUGAUUGAGGACAACGUGAAGCAGGAGCUCAGCACGGCGUACAGGGCCAACCUUGAGGAUGAACUUGCCGCCAAGGAGAGCCUGACGUUCACGUUUAUCCAAGUGAGCAUCUGUAAUGUAAUGCGAGGUGUGAUGGAGGGGAAGGCGUUUGUCUCCAUCAUUGCUGAUAUACUGGAGGACGCCGACAUUGCUACCAUAAAGUUCCUUGUCAAGGUCCUUUCUGUGGCGAUGAAUGGAGCUUCUUUUGUUCAGAAGACAAACCUGGUCACAUUUCUUUGGCAUGUAGCGGAGGCAGCCCCCUCCCACUCCCACUUUGUCCCAAUGGUUCUACAGAGCGACAUCAGGAACCACUUUACAGGUUAUGAGUGUGAUCAACUCCGUAAACUGGAGCAGGGGACCAAGGAUAACAUGUCCUUCAGUACAACCCUCGAUGAUCUCACCACGGUCGCCAGCAGCUACCCGUCAACUAGAGAUUCCUCAGUAACUAUGGCGAAUGUUGAACACCAGCUGAUGUUUAUGUACGAUGCUGACGUCACUCGACACCUCGUGUCAGAACUGGUUGUAAACCAACAGAAAACACCCCAGUAUGUGAUGCAACUAAAUGAAAAGUGGAGAGUGCCGUUUGAGAUGUUGGAGAUUAUACGUAAAACCCAGCCAAGUGUUGACCUUGCGUAUACAUACAUCCUUAUAGGGAAGGCCUGUCACUGCAUGGAUGUCAAGAUAUUCGAGCGGGCACGUAACCUACUAUCUGUUGCGGAGCAAGUUGCCGUGGAGUACUCAUACACAUUGGCAAAGCACAUACGCUGGCAUUUACUGCUGGUUGACUUGCAACAGUACUUCCUGACCGAACAUCUGGCUGAAAACACCAACCUACAGGACCUUGUUAAGAAAGUGAAGACUUGUAUAACAGCUGUGCGUCUUGCACAGGACAUACAGCCGAGCCCUGAUAUACUGGAGCACUGCGCGGCCUUCCUGCUCAAUGUGCGUGACUGGGGGUACCUGAUGAACCUGGAUAACACCAAUAGCGGACAUAUUGAGACAUGCCGCCUAGCAUCUUGCCUGCUUAAUGAGCUGCCGUCAAUCAAAAAUGCCCGCAAACCUGCCAGAGAUUUGUGGGAUACCAUUGUGAUGAUCUACAGUACCAAUGCCCAACACAAGCGCACAUCCAGCGGGAGGGACAGCGCCAUGUAUCGGGACUCACAGCUGGGAAUACUGCCGCGGGAUUUCUUUAAACUCUUCCUGCAGAAACUAAGGGAACCCAUGGUACUGAGUGUGUUCAUUUCACUGAUGACAAAGUUCUACAAUAUACUCAAGGAUGACAUAACAGUCGAAAUUUACAGUGACUACCUUGCCAUAUGGCCAUCAGCAUUACCCAACACCAGUGGAGUACAUGUGGGGGCAGUGGAAGAGCAUGUCUCAGCUCUGAUGCAGCAUGCCCUCCAGAAGAUCCCAUCCAAUGCCUCCUGGCUGCGUACACAGGCCGACCUACUCUAUGCCAAUAACCAGUACUCAGCAGCUAUGAAGUUCUACAUGGAGGCCGGCAUUGUCUCCUCGGAGUUCUUCGCUAACGCUGUACCUAAGAGUAUCUACGAUGACACGGUGUACAGGAAGAUGAUGAAGUGCUGUAACUAUCUACAGUGUCACACACAGGUUGCAGUGCUGUGCCAGUUCCUGGAUGAUGUAGAUUACAGUGCGGCCUUCAAGGCCCUGCAGGAGAAGCACACGUACGAUGCCAUGGACUCGUACUAUGUGUGUAUAUGGGACAUCAGCAUUCUCGAGUACCUUGUACAUUUACAUUCAAAGAGAGGGGAGAUGGAUAAACGCCAGUCAGCAAUGCGGGCAUUGACUCAGCUGGACUUGAACAGCAAUAAUCCAGAAGACAUUAUACAACGGGCCGUCCAGAUCCGCAAACGAAAAUUCCUCCGAGCAUUGGCGAAGCAAUACGUCUGAAACUAGUCACAUGGUGGAUGAUAAUAGUCUGCCAUAUCAGUAUUGCUUGUGGGCUGUUGACGUUGUAUGAAGUGCUGUAUUACAAAAUAGAUUGGUGACAAAAUGCUAGUUAUAUCCUUAAUUGUUUGUGUAUCUAUGCAUACCAACACAUCUUAAGUUAAUGUUAUAAAUCCUUUGUACAGAUUAAGUCAUUGGAAUAAACUUUGUUACAUGCUGAGUGCUCGGGCAUCAGGAACAUGGCUCAAAGCUAUCGAAAUAGAGACAAAUUGUGCUUAAAUGAUAUUUGGAUGUUGGAAUUGGAUGUUUAUGUCUUGUCAUUGAAACAGCAUUGUUUUUCAUUCAAACUGUGAUUACAUCAUUUCAUCAUGAUACAUGUAUAUUCUACUCAGGAUGUCUGUUGUAACAUUUUUUCCAAAGAGUGGUGUAUGUUGCUUUUUAGUGUUAAUGACCUAUGGUUAAGGGUUUACCAUUGAUUAUUCUAGACAUACAUGUAAGCUACUCCUCAAUGAUGAUUGAUAAAUGAAUGAUGUUCGAUGCAUUCUCAUUUUUGUUGCAGCUAUAGAAUGUAAGCUUGUUACUCUUAACAGACUUGUGAAUGCUGAUGUAAGGAUCCAUUGUAAAACAGUGAACAAUUUACAUUGUUCUACAUUGAUAAUCAAAAUAAAGCCAAUUAUAUUCAUUCCUCUAAGUGAAUGGAAUAUACUACAAGUAAAUAUGACUCCAAACAACAACACAUGUUUACUUUUGAGCAUUGAAAGGAUUCUAGAUUGUAAAUGUACUCCAUACAGAGUUAUUCAUGUUACUAUGUAGGGGCUAAAGGUAAUCUAUAUGCAUUCAUCGAAAUGGUCCCCACAUUUAUUUCUUUUUAUCUAGCUUAGUGCUUGAGAUUAUGUUUUGUCUACUGAUCCACUCUCUGUUUAUGUCUACUGAUUAACCUUAUUGGAAUCAAUAAAGGCUAACAGAUGAUGUACCAAUAUUAAUGUCCUUCAGACUUAAAGAUAUGCUGCCAUCCCAUUUGACAAAAUAUAGUUUCAAACACUAAAUUGUAUGUAUAUAUAUCAUUUAGAGUUAAUCAUGUGACCAUGUCCUCUCUUCGCAUCAUCAUCACCACACAUUAUGUGUACUGUGUAUGCACCCAUGUUCAAAAGGUAUAUUUUUAUAUAACUAGUAUUGUACGUCUAUAUUGAAUUAAGAUAAAGAAGUAACUACUAUGAUUCCUUGCCUAAAAAGCAAAUGUAAGAGAUGUAUUAUACAGACUGGUUAUGCAUACUGUACCAAUGUCACUAAAUAUAGUUAAAAUCUGAUAAGAACCAGUCUGGUAAAAUUAAAAGAAGCACCACCCAAUGAUAAGCAACAUGUAAACCAAACCAUAAUGCUAUCCCCAUUUUUCCAAAAUUAUGAUUUUUAUUUUGAAAUAAUAUUAUAUAAAAUCAUGUAAUUUUAUUGCCCAAAAUCAAAAGCACUUUAUCAUAUAACUUUGUUUUGUGAAGAAUGUCUAUGUUGUGGAGGGUAAUUUGUUUUGAUAUUUCACACAAAAAAUAAAUGUAGUGAAAAUGGAA
Messenger RNA from Mya arenaria, 5100 nucleotides. RefSeq names its product integrator complex subunit 8-like. The record is from RefSeq and is a predicted model, not a curated record. Gene Ontology annotation, biological process: snRNA 3'-end processing. Gene Ontology annotation, cellular component: integrator complex. The transcript is spliced from 26 exons. The coding region runs from base 473 to 3541 and encodes 1022 amino acids. NCBI's taxonomy places the organism in Eukaryota, Metazoa, Mollusca, Bivalvia, Myida, Myidae. Gene Ontology annotation, molecular function: protein binding.